GAAGAGUAAGAGACGUGUAUGUUUUUGGGUCACGCAAAUAACCGAUCCUUUCCCAUCGGAUUUGCAGCAGUUCGUAGCUUUCCAUUUCGAGCCCAAUCCGAAUGCUUUGCCACCACGUUCUUCCCCGCCAUUUCCUUCUCUCUCAGCUCCCAACAUGCCAAUCUUUGCUGCUACAACGCUCGGAUCUCUAUCUGCUCAUUCAUUUCUUUCGCUCUUAGCCUCCACUGAUGCUUCUCACUCCCUUUCAAGCUCCUUCGUUUUAACCCAUAAAUCCCCCUCUAAACGCCCUUCCAAUUUCGCCGCCAGAGUUUCCCUUUCCGGAAAACCGGAGCCCAUUGCCGGAGUUCUGGAAAGUUCGCCGUCAUCGCCGGAGUCAGUUCGACGUGCUCGGAGAUCUGCUGAUUGGAAGACAGCGAGGGAAUACCUUGAUAGUGGAUUUAUCUUCAAAGGUAGGAUUGAAGGUUCGAAUGCUGGAGGUUUACUCGUCCGAUUCUAUUCUCUUGUGGGGUUUCUUCCAUUCCCUCUAUUGAGCCCGGCUCAUUCUUGUAAAGAACCAUACAAGAGUAUCCAAGAUAUUGCAAAAAGCUUAAUUGGUUCACUUAUACCAGUGAAGGUUAUCCAAGCAGAUGAGAAAAACAAGAAUUUGAUCUUUUCAGAGAAGGAAGCUGCAUGGUCAAAGUUUUCUGAGCAAGUUGGUGUGGGAGAUGUCUAUGAAGCUAGAGUUGGCUCUGUGGAGGAUUAUGGUGCCUUUGUACAUUUACGUUUCUCUGAUGGUUUCUAUCAUCUUACUGGGCUAGUACAUAUAUCAGAAGUUUCAUGGGAUCUAGUUCAGGAUGUAAGAGACAUCUUAAGCGAGGGUGACGAAGUGAGGGUGAAAGUCCUUGAUGUUGAUAGGGACAAGUCGAGGAUCACAUUAUCAAUUAAACAACUCGAGGAAGAUCCACUUUUGGAAACAUUGGACAAAGUAAUACCGCAGGAUGAUUCUGCUGAACCUGAUUCGUUCGGACCUAAAAGUGACAGCGAAAUCAUACCCCUUCCUGGACUUGAUACAAUAUUUGAAGAGCUACUGCAAGAAGAAGGUAUAGAAGAUGUUCAUAUCAACCGACAAGGAUUCGAGAAACGGGUGGUUUCACAAGACCUACAGCUUUGGCUAUCAAAUGCACCUCCUGUUGAAAAGAAGUUCACUCUCCUUGCUCGUGCCGGGAGGCAGGUUCAAGAAAUACAACUGACAACAUCACUCGAUCAGGAAGGUAUUAAAAGGGCAUUGCAGCGAGUGUUGGAACGUGUCCCAUGAUUUGGAGACAGAGUUGAACAAUCGAUUUUGAAUGAAGCUGUCUGUAAAGAAGAUGAUAUCAAUUCAAUUGUUUCAAGUAAGUUGUAUAUCUUGCCUGGUCUCUACGUCUAUUCUAAUGGUAAAAGGUUCUUGUAAGAAGCAUGAAUGCUCGAUCAUUGUCUGAC
Messenger RNA from Cucurbita maxima (winter squash), 1458 nucleotides. RefSeq names its product 30S ribosomal protein S1. Gene Ontology annotation, molecular function: nucleic acid binding. The record is from RefSeq and is a predicted model, not a curated record. Bases 155 to 1294 code for a protein of 379 amino acids. The transcript has 10 exons. NCBI's taxonomy places the organism in Eukaryota, Viridiplantae, Streptophyta, Magnoliopsida, Cucurbitales, Cucurbitaceae.